Saccoglossus kowalevskii is the source of this 861-nucleotide messenger RNA. RefSeq names its product zinc finger X-chromosomal protein-like. Lineage: Eukaryota; Metazoa; Hemichordata; Enteropneusta; Harrimaniidae. The record is from RefSeq and is a predicted model, not a curated record.
AUGAUUGAUGGUUUUCUGUAUGUUCCCAUGGUUUUAGGAGCUUUGCAGUUACUGGAGAGUAUUGAAGCUGGUGGGCUGACAUUAAAAAGUUCUGAAACAGAAGUAGCGACUGAUUCAGACCCAGAGAAUGUGGCGACUGGUGAAGUUGCGAAUGAUGCAGCAGUUGCAACUGGGACGGAUACUGAAAGGGUAUACCAAGGAAAUGAAUCAAAUGCUGACCAGGCUUUGUCAAAGAAACCCCCUGAAUAUAUCUGCAAGGUAUGUGACAGGGUUUAUAAGUCAAAGACUGGACUGAGGAAACACUCCAGGAGUCAUACUGGGCAAUAUCCUUACAAGUGUCAUUGUGGCAAAAGUUUUUCCGAGAGAAGGAAACUUAUUGAACAUGGCUGUAGCCACACAAACAAGGGUAUAAAGACAUGCAACAUUUGUGGUUUUCAACCAAAGACAUUUUUGGGCAUGAAAUGGCAUGAAUCCUCACACAUGCAUGAAGUUCAUGUAUGUGAUCAGUGCUCAAAGCAUUUCAACUCAAAGUUGUCCCUUAAGCAACACAAAAAGGGCUGUCAUGAGGCCAACUACACAUGCACUUGUGGAAAGAUGUUUGGAUUUAAAUAUGUAUACACCGCUCACUUAAAGACCCAUUCAGAUGAGAAACAAUUUCAGUGUACACUGUGUAACUAUAAAACUUCACGCAAAGGUGACUUAAAGAGUCAUCAGCUUUUCAAACAUAGUGAUUCAGCACCUUUUUUGUGUUCUGUGUGCGGUAAAGGUUUUAAAAGAAGAAAUUUAUUAGAAAAACAUGAAUCUCGAAAAUAUCCUUGUUGUAAUCCAGCUGACACUGCACAUGUAUGGGAUGACAACUAA